This is a messenger RNA of Lathyrus oleraceus (garden pea), 836 nucleotides long. RefSeq names its product auxin transporter-like protein 5. NCBI's taxonomy places the organism in Eukaryota, Viridiplantae, Streptophyta, Magnoliopsida, Fabales, Fabaceae. The record is from RefSeq and is a predicted model, not a curated record. The transcript is spliced from 4 exons. The coding region runs from base 1 to 480 and encodes 159 amino acids.
AUGGACACUACAAAUCCACCUUUGGCUGGUGCUGAUGAUUUUGAUAUGUUUGCUAAUGAUGAUGAGUAUGCAGCCACUGAACCAUCUUCAGCUGAAAAUACUGCACUUAGGAAACACUGGAGAAACGUCGGCUUGGCCUUUAACUGCAUAUUUCUUCUGUUUGGAUCUGUUAUCCAACUUAUAGCUUGUGCAAGCAAUAUAUAUUACAUAAAUGAUAAUCUGGACAAGAGGACUUGGACAUACAUAUUCGGAGCAUGUUGUGCAACCACUGUCUUUAUUCCCUCAUUUCACAACUACAGAAUCUGGUCCUUUUUGGGUCUUGUUAUGACCACUUACACUGCUUGGUAUCUAACAAUUGCUGCAAUCCUUCACGGUCAGAUGGAAGGAGUUAAGCACUCGGGUCCAAAUAAAAUGGUGCUAUAUUUUACUGGGGCCAUAAACAUUCUCUACACAUUUGGGGGCCAUGCCGUUACUGUGUAAGACAAUCUCAGACAUUUAUUUAGAUUCGUGUCCUUUACGUUUUCACCCCUCAGAGUAGUACUAUAGUUGGUAGAGGUUAAUUGAUUAGUUAGUAAUUAACUAAGUCAUUAAUUAAGAUAGUACUAUUAGAACAAUAUCAAAAUAACAAUUUGGACUUAAAAGUCAUUUUGAUUGUGACUCCACCUUAACUUCUAUAGACAUAAUCUGAACAUGGAUCUAAUCACAUUACAUAUGUACUUCAUUUUAAUUCUCUCACUUUCUUUUUGAAUAUAAAUUGUAAUUCUAUUUCGCAUAUGAUGGAAAAAACAGUGACAAAAUAUUUACUGAAAAAUAUAGUAACUUUUUAACCCCAAAAU